AAACAUAGGAGGAAGAAGAAGACGACGUAGAAGAAGUAGUAGUGUUGAUUGUGUUUAGGUUACGUUCUCUACAGAAAGUCCUGAAAAACGUGCAAAUGGACGAAGCACUUGUUCGAGCCAGGAUUCCUCAAGACCUGGCGAAGGUCCUCAGUGUUCAGUCUCAGACCAAAACAAAAGCAGAGGCCUUCACCCAGGCCUUCCUAAAAAAAAGCCUUCAGCAGCACAAACGACACAAUCUGAAGAGCAUGUUGAGCCACAAGGCUGUGAUCCUGGGCUACAGCAGGCCCAAGAAGGCCAAGAGGAAGAGCAAGAAAGCCAAAGGACUGAACGCUCAUCAGAAGAGGGCCAUGAAGAUCUUCCAGAUCAAGCCUGAACACCAGAGAUACGAGCUCUUCCUGCCUCUGCAUGAGCUCUGGAGACAGUACAUUAUUGACCUGUGCGGUGGAUUGAAACCAACCAGCAGUCCACAGUUUGUGCAGCAGAGGCUUCUGAAGGCUGACUUCCAUGGUGCCAUCAUCACAGUGGUCCGCUCUAAAUGCCCGUCAUAUGUGGGGACUACAGGGAUUCUAGUUCAAGAGUUCAAACAUGUCUUCAAAAUCAUCACCAAGGAGGACAAAGUGAAAGUGAUCCCUAAGAGGAACAGCGUGUUUACAGUGGAGAUUAAUGGCUUCGUCUCUCACAUCUAUGGAAGCAAGUUUGAGCAGCGAGCCAGUGAACGCUCUGCCAAGAAGUUUAAAGUGAGAGGAACCAUCGACUUGUGAUGGCGCCAAGGAUGUGCUGUGCCUCGAUGAGAGAAGUUACAAACCCAGACUUCUACUGCCCUGCAUUGGCCAUCAGAAGGAACUAGAGCAAAUGCAUUAUGGUCCUGCACAUGCGACAGCAAAAUGUCAUCUGAAAAAUAACCCUGUUUGUUAAGUGGUUCACUUUGCUGCAUAUUAAUAACUUUAAAACACAGGUCUUACCUUAUUUUAAAAGGGAGUUCCACCAGUGUUGCUCACUCACAAUCAGCUCACAUUUGGUGUGGAAUGAUAAACACUCAGCGAUUCCUCUUUAAGGAAUAACACUGCAAGUGUGUGUUGUUUAUCAGAGCCUCGGUGGCAGAGGCUGAACUUCCCCUAUCUGUUGCCACAGUAGUCGGCUCUGGGAGAGUGCAGGGGAAAUGCAUGACUGUUUGUUUUUCAGCCUGACCUAAAUGUUUCUUUAGCAAGUUGUCCUGAGUUCAUGGUCAUAUUUUUAGUCAACGAUCAGACAGCAGCACUGAGUUGGUCUUAGUAUUUAAAAAAACAUUUUAUUACAAAACAAGGAGCACACUGGUGUUACACAGUCCACAGGACUUUCUUUUUCCUUUUUGUAACAGAACAUGAGAAUGACCACACUCCGAGUUCUGACUGAGUACAAACACAGCAUCGGUGUUGUCUGUGUACAUCAUUGAACUGCUUUACCUUUUCCCAGGGGUGUGUGAGUGCUGCUCUGCUUCUCACACCACAGCUGUCUCAGCACAAAUCUGUGGUUUCAAAGAUCCAACAUCUUGGUUUCAGCAGUGUCCUAUUUCCAAGUGUUUGGGCUCAAUAGAGAGACAUGCAUGCAGAGGUGUCAGCCAGAUCAGAUCGCCGUUCUGGUUCAAGGCUGCAGAGUCCAGACUUUCAGGUUUUUUCAUUUGCGUCAUGAAACCAACAAUACAGUGUGCACCUUUUAUAUUUCCUCAAAGACUGCAGCCUCUGCUCCCAGUUGUUCUAACCACAUCACUUUUUGUUUUUUGUUUUUUUUUUUGUAUAAAUUGGUUUCAAGAUAUUUGUUUCUGAAUCAGUGGAAUUAAAUCUGUGAUGCGCAGCUUUAAAGAAUAAAAAAAGAAGGAAAACAU
Molecule: messenger RNA, 1861 nt
Organism: Monopterus albus (swamp eel)
Lineage: Eukaryota; Metazoa; Chordata; Actinopteri; Synbranchiformes; Synbranchidae
Gene: pop4
Product: POP4 homolog, ribonuclease P/MRP subunit
Exons: 7
Coding region: 96-761 (221 amino acids)
Biological process (GO): tRNA 5'-leader removal; rRNA processing
Cellular component (GO): ribonuclease MRP complex; ribonuclease P complex
Molecular function (GO): ribonuclease P RNA binding
Source: RefSeq, a predicted model, not a curated record